Micropterus dolomieu (smallmouth bass) is the source of this 3699-nucleotide messenger RNA. It is a transcript of the gene shrprbck1r, whose product is annotated as sharpin and rbck1 related. Gene Ontology annotation, cellular component: LUBAC complex. The transcript is spliced from 14 exons. Gene Ontology annotation, biological process: positive regulation of canonical NF-kappaB signal transduction; protein linear polyubiquitination; proteasome-mediated ubiquitin-dependent protein catabolic process. The record is from RefSeq and is a predicted model, not a curated record. NCBI's taxonomy places the organism in Eukaryota, Metazoa, Chordata, Actinopteri, Centrarchiformes, Centrarchidae. Bases 381 to 2507 code for a protein of 708 amino acids. Gene Ontology annotation, molecular function: ubiquitin binding; ubiquitin-protein transferase activity.
UGAAAUCGAACAACAGUCAGCGUCACGAGAAUCAAACUACUGUCAACAACCUUGGCGUUAGAAAGCUAAGGGAUAUCCCGAGGAUAGUUAGGGCUUCACCGCCAAAAACAAACGCUAAAUUUGCCUGAAACGACGCUACAUCGAAAACGGAAGAAGGGAGAAGUGAAACCUCCAUAUAGGGCUUCACUUUUUGGAAGUCGCUCCAAACUGUUGUCAGACUCUACGCACUUGCUUCCUGUUGUCAGUUUGGCUGUUAAAUAUCCAGCGACGCGAUAUUAUGUGAGAAACAUCGUGAAAGGAUUCUCAAACCAAGGGGCGGGAAACGGCGUGAACAAUCCGGGACCCCGUGUGUUUGUUUUCUACAUGAGUGUGUUGGCAGGAUGUCGCUGAGUUCGGGCGGUUGGUCUAACACUGCUGGACCAGACCAGUCCGCCGCCCUCCCGAGUCACUAUGGGGGCUCGCAGUCACAAAUUGGCUGCCAAACCGUUCUCAUGUCGGUGCGGGUGUCGGUGUGCCAUUCUGGUAUUCGGCCUCUGUGUCUUCCGGGGACAGGUGAUGAGUCACUCCGCCUGCAGCUCAGCAUGGACCAGGGGAAAUCCGGGGAAUUCCGCCUGUCGCUCCAGGACAGCAGCGGGACUGGCCGGAGUGUGACCAUAGCAGAGUUUGAUUUGGCGGAGGUAAACUAUGAGGUGAAGUCACCAAAGUGCCACGAGCUGAGUUUGGCGGCGCCUCCACAUGACCGCAUCAGCUUCAACUUCCGCUGUGAGCAGGAGGCCCAGAAGUGGGCUACGGUGGUGAUGUCUUCAUUAAGAGAGGCACACAAAGUCGCCCCUCGAGAUAAUGGUCCACAGCGCCACCAGGAUAGUCUUGAUCAUCAGAACACCUUGGCUUUGCAAAGAACAGAGGAAACCUGCAUAGAGCUGACCCGAGCCAUAGAAGCAGGUGACAUGCAGUCUGCUUCUCUCUUUGCUGCCAUGCUCGCACGACAUCAUGCUGCACUCAAGAUUCAGCCCUCUGCCGGAGACUAUGAAGACACGGAAAUCAACUUGGCUGUUAUAGUUGAGGAUUCUUCUUCAUCCUGUUGUGUCACUGUGAAAGUUUUCCCACUUAUGACUACCGCAGCGUUGAAACAGCAGAUGUUUCUAGAGUAUGGCUUUCACCCACGGGUGCAGCGCUGGGUGAUUGGCCAGUGUCUGUGCACCGACCAGCGUUCUCUGGCCUCAUAUGGGGUUCAUCAGGACGGUGACACAGCCUUCUUGUACCUCCUGUCAGCCCGUCAUGCUCGGUUGACCCGCCAAGUACUCCAGCAAGACCAGGAGAGUGCCCUCCUUCUCGGUCCUCCAUCUCUGUCUCUUUUCACUCCUCCCCUCUCUGCUACCUCUGCAAAUGGGCCCUCAUCUCUGGACCGGAGGCCUUACACAACCCUGCCUGCAAGACUCCGGACCAGCAGCAACCCUGGUGGGUCAGAAAGAGGAAAUAUCAAUGAGAUCAGAGAUCUCAUCAACCUAGAGAUGCCUCAACUCAAUGAAGCUCUGAGCCCCAUCACAACCUCCACCCAGGGUUGGUCGUGCCCUUCUUGCACUUACAUUAACAAACCAACACGGCCGGGCUGUGAGAUCUGCAGUACAAACCGCCCCGAGAACUACGUCAUCCCGGGUGGAUACCGACCUGAUGCGUUGGAACUCAGACGGAUCCAGCAGGAGAAAGAGGCUAUCAGACAGUACCAGCAGGCAAGGGAAGAGGAGCGCAGGGAGAAUUUUGCCCGGCUGGUGAUGAUGGACGGACAGGACCUGCUGCCUAACCCAGAACCUGUGGACUGUAGGAUCUGUUACAUGGACCUGCAGCCUAGAGAGGGCGUCCUACUAAGGGAGUGUCUUCACUGCUUCUGCAAGGAGUGCUUGCGUUCAGUCAUCAUGCUGAGUGAGGAGCCGGAAGUGGCCUGUCCCUACAGAGAUGAUACAUAUUCCUGUACCUGCUCUCUGCAGGAGAGGGAGAUCAGAGCUUUGGUGUCAGCAGAGGAGUAUGAGCGCUGGCUUCAAAGAGGUCUAUCUGUGGCAGAGUCUCGGUGUGAGGGCAGCUACCACUGUGCCACUCCAGACUGUUUGGGCUGGUGUGUGUACGAGGACACAGUCAAUGUCUUCCACUGCCCCGUCUGCAGGAAACACAACUGCCUGAUUUGCAAGUCCAUCCAUGAGGGAAUGAACUGUAAGCAAUACCAGGAUGAUCUUGCAGCCCGCGCUAUAAAUGACUCUGCUGCCAGGAGGACGACACAUCUACUCAAGACUCUUGUGCAGUCGGGGGAGGCAAUGCACUGUCCCCAGUGUGGCAUCAUUGUGCAGAAGAGGGAUGGAUGUGAUUGGCUGCGCUGCACAGUCUGUCACACUGAGAUCUGCUGGGUAACCAGGGGACCCCGCUGGGGGCCUUUGGGUCCUGGAGACACCAGUGGAGGAUGCCGCUGCAAUGUCAACAAUCAGAAAUGCCAUCCUAAAUGCCAAAACUGCCACUGAGUGGUCCGACUGCAGUAGGGAAUGAAAGACUCAACCUGAAAUAGACUACUCUCUAAAAUUGGGAAGAAGAAAGGAGGAUUAUGGUGAAUUAAAAAAAGUAUAUUUAAGCCUAAACUGACUGACUGUUACGUACAAUGCAUUUUCUUAACUGGACACAUUUCCUCUCAGUAUUCAGAAUAACAUAAAUUAUAUGUUGAGAUUUAGCUCUUCCUCUCACAAACGGUGAAAUGCAGGAUGUGUGAAUUUUAACGUGUGUUUAGUAUAAAUUAAAUGAUGUAGUCUCACUGUAUGAUGAUAGGGGUGGUUAGAAGUAUGCAGGGAAAGAGUAUUAACUUUUAUUGCAUUUGGUGCUUUUUUAAAAGAUUGCCCUGCAAAUGUAGCAAUACAGGUGUGAUGGUUUCUGUUUUGGUAGGUUACAUACCAGAAUGCAUUACAUUAAACUAAAGUGGCCUUAGUCUUCUGUACAAAAGCUGUGGCUUUAUGAUGAAGUCUUCUGUGAAGCAUGACAGAAAUCCUUGUCAUGUCCUUGAUAUGCAGUUUUUCUGCAUAGAGCUAGAUCUAACAAGCGUGUGGAGUUAUAUAAGUGGUUAUAUAUUUUGUGUCCGGACUGCGUGUGCGUCUUAUCGCCAAAGAGUGUUUGAAACGAGAAUGUGUCUGCUUGUUUAUCUGUUGUUGAACCACCUAAUCUGAACCAGGCCGUUUGCAGGAGUUCAUGACUCACGUGCCUCUGAAUGUUGACGAGCAGGGCAGCUUGUGCCUAGGGUGCAAAGGUCACUGAGCUGCUGACCAGCUGUGUAUUGUGGGAUGACAAAAUCAAUAAAUAGCAAGAGUGUAUUGAUGGAUAGCCAAAUGUUAAUUGAAAUACUUGAAUUAUUUCUGUAGGAGGAGGCACAUGUAAACACAUUUUGUCGAUAGGCUCAAAUGUCAUUGGGUGCAAAUGGUUAUAUUAGCCGGCCUACUUUUUUAAUUAUCCAUAGUAAUAUUUGAAUGUUUUCUAAUGCAUCUAUGCAUGAACUUGUUCUUCUAUUAACAAAGCCUCACACACUGCACUCUGUUAUGCCAGACUAUGCCCUCGACUACACUACUGCCCGGGACUGACAAGCCAUGAAUCUUCACUGUUGUGUUAAAAUAUCAGCUCUGUGUUGCUGAUUUACCGUUGUGCCUUAAUUAUCAAUAAAUACCCUUAAACCUC